ACCUUCCAAAUGUAAGUUGGUUUUACAAGUAUUUCGAUUUCACCUUUCUGAGCUUGCAAACUGUUAAGCGCGAUGGCAGUCUAGUCAAAGUUACUACCAUAACUCAUCGCGUAAGACUUUCGGGUCGCACAAUUUUCCCUCUCAACGAUUUUAAUGAAAUCAAAAGGUGUUGUAAAGAGAGGUUAGAUAUACUUAAAGAAAUUCAGAAAAAAUGGAAGAAUGACGGUUUCAUAAAUGACUGGAAUAAAUAUAUUACAGAAGAUCAGCGUCGUAGUCUAUUAAUGCGAGUUACAAGCCAAAGAAGCAACAGUUAUGAAGUUUCCUCCUACUCCUUACAAGCCAAAGAAGCAACAAAACGGAAGUGUGGUCCAUAUACACCUGACAAGUUUGUUAUUCAACAACUAAAACAAUUAUACUCUCAGGUUUCAUUCACAAAAAGGGCAAAAAUUGUCAGUGACAAACUUCACAACGAAAACUUGGUGAAAAAUAACUCGAAUCAGAUAGAAGAGUCAGAAAAUGACGAUCAGAUUGGAAAGCAAGGUAACCAUAAUGAAAAUGAAGAGAACCGUGAUGACCAUGAUAAUCAGGAUCAAGUAGUUGCUGUAGAUUGGCGUGAAUGGCUAGAAAAUAUUUUGGAAGUGGAUGCCUAUCCUUAA
Molecule: messenger RNA, 656 nt
Organism: Acaulospora morrowiae
Lineage: Eukaryota; Fungi; Glomeromycota; Glomeromycetes; Diversisporales; Acaulosporaceae
Source: the annotation of a GenBank genome assembly